CAGGAAGACGGCUCAAGAAUUGCAAUUUCAUAAAUUCAAUGUGGGGUUCCGUUUUUCUCAUCAAGUAGUCAUUGUCCUUAACGCCUUACGUUAACGGGUAGCAUCAGCCUCAUCAGCGGACGACUUCAAGGGGAAGCUGAACAUUCUCUGGAAAACAGGCUGCAAGUAUCAAAAUCGGUCCACCAACCUACAAAUCUUAUUACUGACGACUGAAGCUUGAACGCGGAAAGUUUGUCCGUGAUGUUUACGGCGAUUUUCCGUUCUGCUAUUAAGUCUAGGGCUACAUAGUUUUAUCCUCCAAGUCUUUCAGAUAUGUUACGUGCAGUGUCCGUGGACUUCCCUGCCACGUGGGGAUCACUAAAAGAUGUAGUAUAUAAGCUUCUUCGGUGCGAUUUUGUUGACAGGGAUUUGUGGAAUUCUAGUUUCGGCUAUGUGUAUAGCUUAUGUACUUCAAGUCCGGUUUCUCAUGCAUCUACUUUGUAUAAAUCUACUACAACACUCAUUAGCGAGAGGGUAGAAGAAAUAGCAUCAGAGUUAGAGGUCAUGAGUGACUCUGAUUUACUUCCUAGAUAUGUCAAGUUUUGGGAGUCAUAUCAUCGCGGACUUACAUAUCUAGAUAUCCUUUAUAGAUAUAUGAAUACGCAGCACGUAAAGAAUUUAAGGCCAUCAGAAGCCGAUAUGUGCUAUGGGGCGGCACUUCCUAUGGCAGAUCAGCAUACUAUGGAAAUUCUGGAGGUCGGCCUUGCUUUCUGGAGACUAUAUCUAAUCGAUUGUAUGAAAAGUCGAUUGUCCUCUUGCUUGAUGCGCGAAGUUCUCAACGACAGAUUGGGAAUUUGUGGACAACAGAAUUGCAUACAUCCAUGUUUGGCUUCCCUUUUAAGAGUUGGAGAAGUAAGGGAUUUUGAAAGAACUACUUCUCCAUUAUCUUGGUCCAAUGCACUAGUGGCGCUAAUACUUCUGUUCUCCCAUUACUUAAAAGGCUGGAAUGGAAAUAUACAACCAAAUAUUUCAGAACCCUCUGAUUGACGCUACGCGGUCAUUUUACUCGCAAUGGGCAUGUCAACGGGAGUCGGAAUUAGGAUGUGCUCAGUAUGUGACUGAGGCACUAGCUUUGCGGACAGAAGAACAUAAUCGGGCUAUACAAUAUUAUAAAUGUUCACUGCUACCAAUGCAAAAUUUGUUUCAAGAAAUAAUUGUUGAACAGCGUUUAAAUUUCCUUAAUAUGAACGUUCGCUAUGUUAUUGCUGAAGAGGAUAAAUCAAAUUUAAGAAAUCUUUUUCGGUUGCUAUCUCCGAAUAAUCUUUGUAACGAACUGUUACAUUGUUUUGGCGAAUAUGUUCGAACCAGUAUUUUAGAAGCUAUUUCCAACCUUCCAAAAGACUCUUCACUAACACAGGUUCAUUUUGCUGAGAGUCUCUUAAAUCUCCGAAGUAGAUUUUUGGAGUAUAUUGAUGAUGUUUUUGAUGGGAAAACUGGUUUCCGUAAUCAAAUGGAUAAAGCCUUUAAUUUGGCUGUGAAUAGUCGUGUACCUUCUUCAAGUAUUCUAGCCACAACAUCUAAGUUACAUGAAUCAAUGUGUUCUCAAAAGGUACAAUAUAUCUGACAGUCAUAUAGUAUUUAUCUAUUGAAUAAAUCUUAUAAAUUUUAAUUACUACUUGCUUCAAAUGGUUUAGAAUUUUUAUCAAUUAUUGGAUACAUUUGCAGACAAACUAAUUACAGGCCAUCUGAAUUGUUAUGUCGAUACAUGGAUUCCUUAUUACGUAAAUCUGUCAAAACUAUGACUGUUUCAGAAAUUGAAACUAAGCUGAUAGCGUCAAUUGCUAUUUUCAAGUAUAUUGAUGAUAAAGAUCUUUUCCAAAAGUAUUAUCAACGUAUGCUGUGCAAAAGACUGGUGUUCAAUUAUUCUUCCAUGCUUGAACUUGAAGAAUCUAUGAUUAAUCAGCUAAAAACUGUUUGUGGAUAUGAAUUUACUUCAAAAUUUCAGCGUAUGUUUAAUGAUGUUCAACUUAGUCCUGAGUUAAAUCGGAAGUUUAAUGAGUACUUACAAUCAAAAGAUAUACGUUUUACCUUUGGUCAUCAUUUUCAUGUUUUAACGCAAUGUUCGUGGCCAAUUUCACUUAGUGGUGUUACUGAUUUUUUACUCCCACUCGAAUUGUAUACAUGUACUUACCAUUUUGAAGAAUUCUAUACAGCCGCUCAUCAAGGAAGAAAAAUGAGAUGGGCACAUAGUUAUUCAACAGUAGAACUCCAAGUGCUUUUCACUGAUAAGACUUAUCAAAUACAAGCGCCUGCUAUUAAUGCUGCUAUCCUACUAUUUUUUGAUCAUAUGGACUCAGAUCGUAUCAAAGUGAAAGAUCUGCAUUUCGGGUUACAACUAGCGGUAUCUGAAGGUCGACCAACUAUAAGUAGUGAAAAUAACUCUACAUCUAAACGAAGUGUUCCAACCACUGACUCUUCAAUUACUAGUAAAAUGGAAACUUGUUCACAAGAUGUGUUGGAUUCUUCAUGUGAACUGGAUCUUAUUCAACGACUUUUGACACCACUAAUUGAAUUGAACAUAAUAUAUGUUGAAGCAACUGAAGGGCAAAGUAGUAAUUCAUCGGGUAACAUCGUGACAAUGGAUAGCGUUAUAGCCCUAAACCGUUCGUUUACAAGCAAACGUCUAAAGCUAAGGGUGAAUUUCGGCUCUCAAGGAAAAGAAUCAAACCAGUCGGAAGCUGAUCAGGUUGAUCGUCAAGUGAACGAGGAUCGGCGCUACUUCAUACAAGCUGCUAUUGUGCGAAUUUUAAAAGCUCGAAGACAGAUAAAGCAUGCACAGCUUAUUGAAACUAUUUUACAGCAAGCAUCUAACCGCUUCCAACCACCGAUACCACUAAUCAAGCGUUGCAUUGAAGGUCUAAUAGAUACUGGCUAUCUUGAACGAAAUCCAGAUGAUCCUGAUCAAUACAGUUAUCUUGCAUAAUUCCAAGUGCUUUCUUUUUAAUAAAUUACAAAUUUAUUGGGAUGCUG
Molecule: messenger RNA, 3009 nt
Organism: Schistosoma haematobium
Lineage: Eukaryota; Metazoa; Platyhelminthes; Trematoda; Strigeidida; Schistosomatidae
Product: Cullin-2, variant 2
Exons: 12
Coding region: 1745-2962 (405 amino acids)
Biological process (GO): SCF-dependent proteasomal ubiquitin-dependent protein catabolic process; protein ubiquitination
Cellular component (GO): Cul2-RING ubiquitin ligase complex; SCF ubiquitin ligase complex
Molecular function (GO): ubiquitin protein ligase binding
Source: RefSeq, a predicted model, not a curated record